Molecule: messenger RNA, 876 nt
Organism: Lodderomyces parapsilosis
Lineage: Eukaryota; Fungi; Ascomycota; Pichiomycetes; Serinales; Debaryomycetaceae
Exons: 1
Coding region: 1-876 (291 amino acids)
Source: RefSeq, a predicted model, not a curated record
AUGGCAGUAAUCAAGAGACUCUUUAUCAAGGCUUCUAAUAAUUACGACUCAAACUUCCAAAUUGUUCCUGUAAACACAAACCAACCACUCGAAAUCAAAUCCGAUAUUGGGGUUUUCAAACUUUUAGUCAACAUUAAGCAAUUUGAUGGGUCGCAACCCCAUUUGUCAAACAGUCUAUACAAUCAAGACGACAAGACCUACCUCAAUGGGGAGAAAAUAGACUUUAAUUCUGUUCAAAAGGAUGAAGGACCACAGCCAAACUUAAGAAUCAAUAUCGAAUUUACGCCAAAGGAAGAUAUCAAAGGAGGCGACUUGCUAUUUGGUAAUGACUUUACCUAUGCGAUCAAAGAUUAUGUUCCCACAACCUUGAUGAACACAGGCUUGAAGCUAUUCAACUGGUUCAUUAAUGACACUGUCAAGGGGGACGUUUACAAUGAUAAACCAUAUCUUUAUGGCUUAGCAUUGAACAGUUUCAGCUACAUUGGGAUAAACCAACCAAAGCCAUUGGGCAUUAUUGAUGAGAAGUCACACCCAAUGAAUUACAAAGAGGAUUUCAAAGGAUCGGUUGAAAAUCCACCUUCCUCAUCAAAUGAAAGAAAGAAACGCUUCAAUACAACUGCAAAAUGUGAAGAAUUCACAUUCGACAAAGGACAAAAGUACAAUUUUCAAUUUGACACUGAUUUCUUGAAACUCGCCGAUUCCAAGUAUUUAGUAUCUAUCCCAAAGUUUGACUUUGAUGUCAGCAAAUACGCCAAUGAUACUUUAAACAACGUCAAUUGGGUCAUAAAAGAAGGGGGAUUUGAGGGUGUCGGACUUGGAAAGUUGGGUUUGAUUAUCAAUUUUGCGUUGAAGACUGAGGAGAAGGAAGAACAAUAG